AUGACCGAGUCCGAUUUCUACUCGGAAGAUGAACGCUCCGUCGAGCUUUCAUCCAUCGCUGCUAUCUUCCCAGAGAUCAAGGUCGACCCUGCUUUUCCCUUCAGAGCCUCUUUAGAUAUCCCCGUCAAGCCUUCGAUACCUCUACCUGUGUGCUUCCAACAACAAAUAGACAGCGGGUUUCCAACCGUCCUGACCCCUCCUACAUCCCUAGAUGCUAGUGAAGUCGGACUCGGCUUUGCGGCGAAAACCGGACUCGACACAUCGGCCGUGGAUCUUGACCGCGAUGUUCAUACCCUCUCACACCUCCCACCACUCAGUCUGGAGAUCGAUCUCCCGGAGGGCUAUCCCUCCCAAAAUCCACCAAGGUUCAAACUUGAUACCAACCCACCAUGGCUUCCGUCCUCGAUCAACUCACGGCUAGUGGAAGAUGGCAAACGUCUUUGGGAAGAAUGCGGGAAGGAUCAGGUCGUGUUUACCUACAUUGAUCACCUUCAACAACUAGCGGAUUCAGCAUUCGGGAUUAGCGACAUUGCUGACCAUGAAGUGCAGCUUCCCCGCGACCUCAAGAUCGCUCUGUUGGAUUUCAACAACAAGGCUGAGCGGGAGAAAUUCGAGCAAGAGACCUUCGAAUGCGGGGUUUGUCUUGAGCCAAAGAAGGGAUCCGUUUGCCACCGCCUGCUGUCGUGCGGGCAUGUCUUUUGCGUGCCCUGUCUGCAGAAUUUCUACAACAGUUGUAUCACGGAGGGCGAUGUGGACAGUGUCAAAUGUCUGGCCCCCAAUUGUGCCAAAGGGAAAGACGAUGCCCCCGGUCCUAACAGCGGCGGGAAAAAGCGGAAGAAGCAUGACCGGACCCUCAACCCCAGUGAGCUACUCCAGAUUCCACUGGAGCAGGAAACCGUACAGCGCUAUGUUCUUCUGAAACGGAAAAAGAAACUCGAGUCCGAUAAAUCAACUAUUUACUGCCCCCGGCAAUGGUGCCAGGGCGCUGCUCGAUCCAAGAAGCAUCCGAAACCCAUUGACCCUCUGGCAAUUGAUGACUCGUCUGAUGAUGAUGAAGACGAGGUUGUGUUCGAUCCCGAGGGAGAUGAAACUCAACUGCCUCCCAUGGCGGAUCGCGUUGCCAUCUGCGAGGAUUGCAACUAUGCCUUCUGCUGUGUGUGCAAAAAGGGGUGGCAUGGGGAAUUAGUAUGGUGCUUCCCUCGCCGAACAGCUGAGCUAUCAGCCGAAGAAAAAGCGACGGAGGAAUAUCUUCGGCUUUAUACCUCGCCUUGCCCAACAUGCAAUGCCCCUUGCCAAAAACGCAUGGGCUGCAACCAUAUGAUAUGUUUCAAGUGCAACACCCACUUUUGCUAUCUCUGUUCGAGCUGGCUGUGCGAAGACGAUCCUUAUCGACAUUUUAACGAUACCAACAGCCAAUGUUACAACCGGUUGUGGGAUCUGGAGGGUGGCGACGGCCUCAACCCCGAAGGAGCCGAAGUUCUCCAUCAGGUCCCCAACGAAUUAUUAGUGUUUGAGGAUCCAAGUGACGACGAAGAUGGCCCUAUCCUGGGCUUCGACGACGGCGAUAAUGAAGUGAGACGCCGAAGGCGACCACCGCCGCCGGCUCCAGUACCGCCACGAGUCAAUCAGGCAGCGGGCGGUGCUGGUCAUCGUGAGCCUGGAAAUGAUGCCAAUGGCCUAGAUGCGGCAGGCAGGGCCGCCGCCGCGGAACGACAAGCGCAAGCUCGAGCGAUGGCCGAGGUGCGAGCACGCCCCGUAGCCGAUCGACCCCCGCCCCGGCCCGAUGCACAAGCUAUAGCCCAACCGCCUCGAGCAGGGCGAGUCCACCGACCAGCUCUCCAACGAUUCCUGGACUUGGUCCAAAACGACCGUGAAGACGAAUGGGACAGCGAUGAACUGGAUGAUGAUUUUUAA
Molecule: messenger RNA, 1914 nt
Organism: Aspergillus clavatus NRRL 1
Lineage: Eukaryota; Fungi; Ascomycota; Eurotiomycetes; Eurotiales; Aspergillaceae
Product: RBR-type E3 ubiquitin transferase
Exons: 1
Coding region: 1-1914 (637 amino acids)
Biological process (GO): positive regulation of proteasomal ubiquitin-dependent protein catabolic process; protein polyubiquitination; ubiquitin-dependent protein catabolic process
Cellular component (GO): cytoplasm; ubiquitin ligase complex
Molecular function (GO): ubiquitin protein ligase activity; zinc ion binding; ubiquitin conjugating enzyme binding
Source: RefSeq, a predicted model, not a curated record